UAGACCCACUGCAGUGUAUUUUAGAACUCCUACCCCCGUUCCGCACUUUGUUUUUGUUCAGUCACUGAAACGAAGACUCGAAAAAAUCUUCACCAAAAAAAAAUCAAUCCCGAGGUAUGGACCGGAAUUUAGGUAUCUUGGUUGCAGCACUUUUGUUGGUGGCGUCGACCUGUGAAUCCGCUAUCUUCAAUCCGGUGUCUGAAUCUCACCGAUCUGCCGCGUCUGAGCUCCUUUCUUCCGCCGAUGGAUCUUUCGGAAGUCUGGAGGAGACAUAUGAGGCAUUAAAGACAUUCGAGGUUCUUGGGAUUGAAAAGAAGCCUGAUAUAAGAACAUCCGCCUGUGUGUCUGCAGUCAAAAUCCUAUCGUCUACUUCUUCCGCUUUAAAGGAUUUAUUCCAUGCGUUAAGGGUCAAUGGCGUACUGAAGUGUGAGCUUAACGAUCAGGCUUUUCCGGGAAUCGGAUCUAAACUUAAAGAUUCUCUAAACGGUGCCAGUUCACUUCUUGAUUUUUACUAUUCUAUUGGAGGUUUGAUACUUAUAAAGGACCAGACUUCUGAAGUGGAUGUUCAUAUUAGUGAUGCUGAUAGAAUUUUUCGCUCUAUUAAGGCUCUUAGCCAGAGCGAUGGGAGAUGGCGCCUUAAUUCCAACAACCCUGAGUCUAGUAAUGAUGCCGCUGGGAUAGCACUUGAAGCCCUCUCUGGAGUUAUUUCUUUAGCAUCUUCUGAGAUCGAUUCUUCUCUGAUUGCUACCUUGAAAAAUGACAUUUCGAAGCUUUUUGAUGGUGUUGAAAAAUAUGACGACGGGACUUGUUACUUUGAUGAGAAACUUGUUGAUGCACAUGGGCAUAAGGGUCCUCUUUCAGCCUCUGCAUCAAUAGUUCGUGGAAUCACAGCUUUGGCGGCAGUCUCCUCUGAAAAUUUGAAUCUUCCAGGGGAGAAAGUUCUGGGUUUGGCAAAGUUUUUCCUUGGCAUUGGAAUUCCUGGAAGUGCCAAAGAUUUGUAUUAUCAAAUUGAUGCCUUGUCUUGUUUAGAAAGCAUUAGGGGAUCUGUUCCUCUGAUUUUAUCACUGCCAGCCACUGUCCUUUCAGUUACCAAGAAAGAUCAACUUAAGGUUAAGGUCAGUACUGUAUUGGGUUCUGCUGCUCCUCCUCUGUCAGUCAAGCUCAUGCAGAUUUUUGUCUCUGGUUCAAAAGAUGCUUCUGUCAUCGAUCAGAAGCUCAAGUUUGACCCUGAGAAUUCAGUGCAUGUUUUGGAAACAUUGCCAACAAAUGUUGAUGUUGGAAACUAUAUUUUUUCUUUUGAGAUUAUCUUUGACGAACCAGAACAUAAGAACAAAUAUGCAACUGGAGGGCGCACUAGGGUACCCAUUCAUGUAACUGGAGUCAUUAAGAUUGACAGUGCAGAGAUUGCUAUACUUGAAAAUGAUCUUGGGAGUGUAGAAACUCAGAAAAAGCUGGAUUUACCAGGAGAGAGCGCUGUUGCUUUAUCAGCUAAUCACCUCCAGAAGUUGAGGUUGUCCUUUCGCUUGACCACUCCUUCUGGACAAGUUUUCAAGCCUCACCAGGCGUUUCUCAAGCUGAAGCAUGAUAGUGGAGUUGAACACAUCUUUGUUGUGGCAAACUCAGGCAAAAAGUUCGAGAUAAUUCUAGAUUUUCUGGGGCUGGUUGACAAGUUUUUCUAUUUAUCUGGUACUUACGACCUUCAACUCACAGUUGGAGACUCUGUCAUGGAGAAUUCUUUCCUUCAGCCUCUGGGCCAUAUUGAAUUAGAUCUUCCAGAAGCACCUGAAAAGGCAGCCCGUCCCCCUCCACAACCAGUUGAUAUGUACUCCAGAUAUGGUCCUAAGGCAGAGAUAUCUCACAUUUUUAGGGUUCCAGAGAAGCGACCUCCUAGAGAGCUUUCUCUUGCUUUCUUCGGCCUAGUUAUCUUACCAUUUUUCGGUUUCUUGGCUGGGCUCUUUCAUCUUCGUGCUAACCUCAAGAAUUUUCCCAAAUCUAUUCACGCGACCUUUGCCAUUCUCUUCCAUCUGGGCAUUGCAGCAGUUCUGUCACUCUAUGCAUUAUUCUGGUUCAAGUUGGAUCUGUUCACAACAUUGAAGACACUUGGUUUAUUGGGAAUAUUCUUGAUGUUUGUCGGGCACAAAACGCUAUCCCAUCUUGCGUCUACGUCGGCCAAAUUGAAAACUACAUGAAAGUUGUAAUACCUACCUAUUAUGGGAGUUUCAAAGCAGAGGAAUGAAUAGCUCUACUCGAAAGAAAUUCCGAUUCAAUCUUAUUUAAGGACAAGAUUACUACUAAGUUAAUGUAAUUGCAUCCGAAUUUUUGUGAGAGAGUUUUAAGAUUUACGUGAAUUAGCAGAUGCGAGACACAUCAUUCAUUACCUGUUGAAUAGAGUAUUAGGGCAUAGAUGGCAUUUUAGCUGGAGAAGAUCGUUUUGCGGGAUUAUUACAUCGCAGGUAAACUGUGUAGUAAAAUCUUUAAUCGAUUUUCUUAUAGAGCGGGUAAUGGAUUAUUAGCAUACAACUUUUUUUGGACAUCGUAAUGUAUUCGAAAACCGGAUUUGUUUUA
Erythranthe guttata (spotted monkey flower) is the source of this 2565-nucleotide messenger RNA. It is a transcript of the gene HAP6, whose product is annotated as ribophorin II (RPN2) family protein. Lineage: Eukaryota; Viridiplantae; Streptophyta; Magnoliopsida; Lamiales; Phrymaceae. Gene Ontology annotation, biological process: protein N-linked glycosylation. Gene Ontology annotation, cellular component: membrane; oligosaccharyltransferase complex. The record is from RefSeq and is a predicted model, not a curated record.